AUGAACAACACAACAGUCACAACGUGCUACGUCAAACUCUGGGGUGACUUCCAUAUGUUUGUUAUCGGGAUAUGUUUGGGCUUCGUUGUGUUCAACCUGAACUUGUUAAUUAUUGUAACGAUACUGAGAACUAAAGCUCUGCACACCAACACCAACAUAUUCAUGGUCUCAGUUGCUCUACUAGAUUGUUUGAUGGCUAUGUCAGACUUCACACAAGGCCUGGUUUACAGCACUGAAGUUAGAUUUAACACGAACGUUAUACACUUUAUUGACACUGUCCUUUUUGCAAUAGGCUACAGCGCCACAACAUUGUCAUGUACAUACAUGGCGUUUAUUGCAAUUGAUCGAUAUAUAAACAUCGCCCAUCCGUUUUACUACAUUUUAAAUAUAACAAAACGACGUCUCAUUGUAGUGCAGCUUAUUGCCUGGUUGUUUGGCUUGGUCUAUUGCAGUGUACCAAUAAUCUUGUAUAGAGAUGACAAAUACCAUAGAUACUGCAUUGCUUCACAUCCUCCAUUGGAGUAUUUUAUUAUCGACGCAUCGCUAAACCUCAUUGACUAUGUUUUAAUUUGUAUAUGCUACUUUAGAAUAUCAUAUUUGGCUUUCAGGCAUAAAAAAGCUGCCAAUGCCCGUAGACAACAAAGUGAAAAUCUAGAGAACGUUUUCAAGUUACGGAACAACCGAACAGCCGCCAGAAAAAUGAAAAUGAUAAGUUAG
Messenger RNA from Candidula unifasciata, 717 nucleotides. The record is from the annotation of a GenBank genome assembly. Lineage: Eukaryota; Metazoa; Mollusca; Gastropoda; Stylommatophora; Geomitridae.